GCAAUUCACACCAAUCAGAGUGGCGGAGACACUAACAAAAGGAGUCUACUUUGAUGGUUUUGCGACAGAGACACUAUGAAGCAGCAAAACUCAGAGCUCAGAGUUCAGACUUCAGAGUCAGUGUUCCGGUCAGAGUCAGAUUCAGGUCUGCAGACUCGGGAGUGGCGUCCUGCAUCGGCUUCGUGGAGCGUGGCGGGGCGCAGCUGACGGUGUGCAGUGCCAGAAGCAUCAAGGGGGCUGUGGCAGGGCAUGGCUGCCGUCUCUUUGUAGAUAAAGAACGUCUGCAUCGCCUCAUUGGCCUUCUGAAGGAGGAGAGACAUGGCGAUCCUCAAGAGAGCUGUUGCAGCAGCUCUGCGGGCUGGAUCUCAAAGGCAGGGUCAGAGUGCCAAGCAAGUGGCAAAGAGGGGCUUCUCAACUGCAGCUAGGGGCUCCACACUGCGUGCAGGAUCGACCGCUCUCCGGACAUUUGACAACACUGUGUCACUGAAGGAAUGCAGCAAGUCGCUUGUGGCAUCUAGAGGUUUUGCUGCCGAGGCCGCUGUCGCUGAUCCUGAGCCGACAGAUGAGUUCACAGGAGCUGGAGCCGUCGGAGGUGUGACUCAAGUCAUUGGAGCCGUUGUCGAUGUUAAGUUUGACAAGGGUCUCCCGCCUAUCCUCACUGCCCUGGAGGUUCAAGACCAUCCUGUACGGUUGGUGCUCGAGGUUGCUGCUCAUUUAGGAGAGAACACUGUCCGCACCAUUGCCAUGGAUGGGACGGAUGGUCUUGUGAGGGGGCAGAAGGUGCUCAACACCGGGUCGCCAAUCAGGAUCCCCGUGGGUCGUGCGACCUUGGGUCGCAUCAUCAAUGUCAUCGGCGAGCCAAUCGAUGAGCAAGGCCCGAUCAAGACGCCAGACACCCUGCCAAUUCACAGAGAGGCUCCAUCCUUUGCUGAACAGAGCACAGAGCAGGAGGUGUUGGUCACGGGCAUCAAGGUGGUGGAUCUGCUCGCACCUUACCAAAGAGGAGGCAAGAUUGGACUUUUUGGGGGAGCAGGUGUCGGCAAGACCGUGCUCAUCAUGGAACUGAUCAACAAUGUGGCCAAGGCUCACGGUGGUUUCUCUGUCUUUGCUGGUGUGGGAGAGAGGACACGCGAGGGCAACGAUCUCUACAAGGAGAUGAUCGAGUCUGGUGUCAUCAAGACGGGGGACAAGCAGGCCGAGAGCAAGUGCGCGCUUGUGUACGGCCAGAUGAAUGAGCCCCCAGGUGCUCGCGCCCGCGUGGGUCUGACUGGUCUCACUGUGGCGGAGCACUUCAGAGAUGCGGAGGGUCAGGAUGUGCUGUUCUUCGUGGACAACAUCUUCCGCUUCACCCAGGCCAACUCUGAGGUGUCUGCUCUCCUCGGCCGUAUCCCGUCUGCUGUCGGGUACCAGCCCACCCUGGCCACCGAUCUGGGAGGUCUGCAGGAGCGCAUCACCACCACCAAGAAGGGCUCCAUCACCUCAGUCCAGGCCAUCUACGUGCCUGCUGAUGACCUGACGGAUCCUGCCCCUGCCACCACCUUCGCCCAUCUUGACGCCACGACUGUGCUGUCCCGUGCGAUUUCCGAGCUGGGUAUCUACCCCGCGGUGGACCCCCUCGACUCCACCUCCCGCAUGCUCUCCCCCACCAUCAUUGGGCAGGACCACUACGACGUGGCGCGUGGCGUCCAGAAGGUGCUCCAGGACUACAAGAACCUGCAGGACAUCAUUGCUAUCCUGGGCAUGGACGAGCUCAGUGAAGAUGACAAGAUGGUGGUCGCGCGCGCCCGCAAGAUCCAGAGGUUCCUGAGCCAACCCUUCUUCGUGGCUGAGGUCUUCACUGGCUCGCCAGGGAAGUACGUGGACCUGAAGGAGAGCAUCCAGGGCUUCAAGGGUAUCUUGGACGGCAAGUACGAUGACCUGCCCGAGCAGGCCUUCUACAUGGUUGGUGGCAUUGAGGAGGUGGUGGCUAAGGCCGAGAAGAUGGCCAAGGAUUACGAGAAGUAAGGAUUACGAAAUGUCCUUAUCCAAGAUGGCAUUUGAGAAACCGACGGUGCUCUUGCCGAUUGAAGUCUCAAUUUAUGGGAAAGCAGGACGGUGGAGAUAUCAGGGCGAAGGUCGAAGCUUUCAGAGUCUGUUUUUUGAUUUCUAGACGUAGUCGGAGAGACUCAGAGCGGGUCAGAACAGACUCCUCCAUCCCGUUCAACAUCUUCAACAGGAUGCCAUGUCAAAUAUAGUCUUCAUAGUGACGAGACCUUUCUGGCAUGCACCGUUUUACCAGUUCUUUGGCAGCACCAGUUCCUCUGCUGCACUGUGAGACGCCGUGCCAUGUAAACGUAUUGGCACAUCAUUUGGAAGCCAUCCUGCCAACCAGUCACCCAUGCACGCAGUAUGCCUAACCACAGCAAAUAAUGGCCCACGG
Molecule: messenger RNA, 2419 nt
Organism: Klebsormidium nitens
Lineage: Eukaryota; Viridiplantae; Streptophyta; Klebsormidiophyceae; Klebsormidiales; Klebsormidiaceae
Source: the annotation of a GenBank genome assembly